AUGGCAAGGCAUCAUGAACGUCUUGUGCAAGUCGCUCGUGAUUGCUUUUUCGAUGUUUUUCGGCCCAAGCACGGGUGUUGCGGACAUCUUUGCUGCUUCCUGCAUUAUUGCUGCCGGAUGUCGCGGACGUUCGGGAUUUGCCCUACGUAUUUACCGUUAUGGGGUCUUUUGACCUGGUUUGGCUGGGAAGCAGCGACGGCUUCCGAAGCUUGUCCGGCACAAGGCUCCAACUUGCUGCAACGCGCGCGCAUCGGCGGCCUGGUUCCAGAGACUGAGGAGCAUGCGCCUUCCCCUUUGCCCGCCGCGACAAACUUUUCUCUUCCCUGGUGGGCACUGCGAACGCUGCCGGGUCUUGAACACAGGGAGUGCAAACCAGACACGAUGCUCUUAGAAGCUACACAAGCGGGGGUGGUGAAGCCUACUUCGACGAUUCAGUACAUUCGUGGUGCCACCGCGAGUGACGUGCCGUUGGAGUGCUCCAAGCAUGAAAUGCUUUUGAACAACUUCCGCGAGGGCAAGGUUUACCAGCAGUGCUGCCCUGCAGUAAGUCUUGCUUGUGCGGGCUGUGUCGAGUAUGACGCCGCCACGGACUCAUGCUCCUCAUGUGCAUCCGGCUUCGCUCCAUACGUUCCCAAGGACGGCAACCAGACAACAUGUAAGCUCUGUAGUGACAUUCCAUGGCAAGACUCAUGGGGCUUCGGCUGUCAAGAUUACGUGGAUGGCAACUCUUGCGCAGCAGGGCAGAUCAAGGCGAACAACAGAGCUGACCACUUGGUAGACGCCGAGCGUGUGCACAGCGGAAUGUCCGCCAGUGAGGCCUGCUGCGCCUGUGGCGGUGGCAGUCGCCAGGAAGUGCCUUUCAGUUAUCCCGCAGUGCACAUCCCGUGUGGGAAAACGGCAGUGUCUGCGCUCCCCAUCCCAAGACUGGAUGUCACCUAUGUCACGGAGAACUGCGCCUUCCACAGCAUGAACUUGACUAUGGACAGCCGCAACGGGCACGUGUUUGGGGAGAUUUCCACCCACGAGCCCCAGUCCAUCUCGUGCGAGAUCGCCAGCGACAGCCGCAAGGGGGCAGGUACUUCUGCAACUUUACAAGUUCACAUCGCCCACUUCGCAUAUUCGCAAAGCGUCCUGACCUUCACCGAGCUGAACCAGAGCUUCCUUCCAGGUUUUCAGGGCCGCUACCAGGACUUCCGGCUGCGCUGCACGCCGGAUCUGCCCUGGGCUGGCAUAGACAAGGCCACGGGCCGCAUCUCUCAGACAAGCUCCAACCCGAUGCCAAGAACCGGGGAAUGCACCGUGAGCGCCAAAGGCUGUAUGGAUGAGGCCUCUGGAAACUGCACGGAGGUGACGCGUUCCACGGAUGUCGUUCUGGUGGCCGGCAACGAGGCCUCGGAGCUCUUCGUGGUGCGGGAAGACCGACGUUGGCUUCGCGUGGACGAAGUGAACCUGACGAUGGGCCGCCCCACGAGUGGCUUCCGCUUGGCGAGCGCGCGGAGCGCGGACGAUUCGGCCUUGAUCGACCCGCCUUUGGCCUACCACGUGGACUGUGGGCCCAACACCAGCUUUGUGGCCCAGACGGGGGCUCUGUCCUUCAAGGGCCAGGAGGUCUUCCACCUGGCUGUGGGUGGGAAGUUUGCUGGGGAGCCGCAAGAGGGACUACUCCAGGGUUGCAGGAACGAGGCGAGGCGCUGCCAGCUGAAGCUCAGCUGCCAAGUCUACGGCGUGCUGCCCUUCAGCAAAGCGCUGCUCAUGGCUCAGUUCAAGGUCACUGUGACGGACAACACCUGUUGGACACCAGCCAGCGACCCGGAGCAUUUCCUGGCCAAGGGGCUCUUGGCCAACUCGUCCUCGAAUGCCUCGAAGACCAUCUCGACCUGCCGCUCCAGAUGUCGGAACGAUGCCUCUUGUGCUGCCAUUGGUCUGGAUGGGCAGGGGAACUGCCACAAGGUUGUCUAUGCAAGUGAGAUCCAGUCCGGGAAGAAUUUCUCCUGGGUCCACCAGAAAGUCACCGAUUGCGACCCUCUGAACCAAUGCUUGCUUGUGCAGGUGCCGGGCGAGGCCUUCAUGUCGGGGCAGUACUGCCCCGUCGCAGCGCAGAACCCCAGGCCCGUCUACAGCAUGAAGGGUUUCGACAGCUCUUCCACCCUCUACUUGCACUGGUCUGAAGAGAACGUGGAGGUGGCGGCCGGAUGCGGCAAAGGCGAUCGGUUCGUGAUCCGCAGAGCCUCCGAGGAUGACUACCUUGGCCAAGACCUGGAAGGAAGGUCCAGUGUCGAGCUGCGCGGCGAGAAGCUCUGGUGCUUCUCGGGGGACGUGCUCUUUGAGGCCUUCGAUGGAGACGGGGCGGUGACCGGCCAGUCCGUCGACGGCGCCAACGCGACGGUGGCGGUGAUUGACUUAGAAAAAGUUUGA
This is a messenger RNA of Symbiodinium sp. CCMP2456, 2415 nucleotides long. NCBI's taxonomy places the organism in Eukaryota, Dinophyceae, Suessiales, Symbiodiniaceae. The record is from the annotation of a GenBank genome assembly.